Penicillium arizonense is the source of this 1329-nucleotide messenger RNA. RefSeq lists its product as uncharacterized. The record is from RefSeq and is a predicted model, not a curated record. The transcript is spliced from 3 exons. The coding region runs from base 1 to 1329 and encodes 442 amino acids. NCBI's taxonomy places the organism in Eukaryota, Fungi, Ascomycota, Eurotiomycetes, Eurotiales, Aspergillaceae. Gene Ontology annotation, cellular component: vacuolar membrane. Gene Ontology annotation, molecular function: amino acid transmembrane transporter activity. Gene Ontology annotation, biological process: amino acid transmembrane transport.
AUGGGCACCCAACCCUCGGAUAUCCCCAAUGGCAAGAUCACCGACAAUUCAACCGAUCCUGGUGGUGAUAUAAUGGGCGAAAUGAGCGACAGAGAGCGGAAUCUCUACGAUGAAGGAAUGAAAAAGUUCUCGCGUCUGGGCUGGAAGCGAUUGACAGUGGUCCUGAUUGUGGAAGCCAUUGCACUAGGCACACUGUCUAUUCCCUCCUCCUUCGCCACACUAGGGAUGGUUGCUGGCAUCAUAUGCACCGUUGGAAUUGGCCUUGUUGCCAUUUAUACAAGCUACGUGAUCGGUCAGGUCAAACUUGCAUAUCCGGAGAUUACCAACUACGCUGACGCCGGCCGUCUGAUGGGAGGCCGGGUUGGUUAUGAAAUAGUGAGCGUGAUGCUCGGUCUCCAACUCACCUUUCUUACGGCUUCGCAUUGCUUGACUGGCACAAUUGCCCUGCAAGUGGUCACCCAGACUGUCCCACCUAGCUUCACCGAGAUGGCGAUAUUAGGCUAUAUCGACUUUGGCUCCAUCAUUAUAGCGAUCGGAAUCACUAUUAUCGCUGCCGGUAUCGAGAACAACAACGCCGCCACCGCCGUACAAAGCGCGGCUUGGUCAGCGUGGCCACCAGAGGGUACGAGUUUCACAGACGCAUUUAUCGCCGUUUCGAAUAUCAUCUUCGCCUACAGCUUUGCAAUUUGCCAAUUCUCGUUUAUGGACGAGAUGCACACUCCGAAGGACUAUGUCAAAUCGAUCUGGGCUUUGGGUAUCACGGAGAUCUUGAUUUAUACCGUGAGCAGUGCGUUGAUUUACUCCUUCAUCGGUGCGGAAGUCAAAGGUCCUGCUAUGCUUUCUAUCAAUGAAACCGUAAGCCGGAUUGCAUUUGGAGUGGCACUGCCUGUCAUCUUCAUCAGCGGCUCUAUCAAUACCGUUGUUGCUGGGCGGUUGUUACAUGGUAGAAUCUUUAAGAACUCUACUAUACGCUUCAUUAACAGCGCCGCCGGGUGGGCAACCUGGUUAGGAAUCAUCACAGUAAUCACGAUUAUUGCUUUUGUGAUUGCUGAGGUAAUUCCCUUCUUCGAAGAUCUACUUUCCUUGAUCUCCGCCCUUUUUAUUUCUGGCUUCACAUUCUACAUCCCAGCAUUGAUGUGGCUUAUCUUGAUCCGGAAGGGGAGCUGGACUUCACCCCGUAACUUGGCACUGGGAGCUCUCAACCUAGCAGUCCUGGUGAUAGGCUUGGUAAUCUUGGCGGGUGGAACGUAUGCCAGUAUUCAAGAUAUUCUUGACAAUUAUAAAAAGGGGACAGUCGGAAGCGCCUUUUCCUGUGGAAAACAAUAUUAA